Cricetulus griseus (Chinese hamster) is the source of this 470-nucleotide messenger RNA. The record is from RefSeq and is a predicted model, not a curated record. NCBI's taxonomy places the organism in Eukaryota, Metazoa, Chordata, Mammalia, Rodentia, Cricetidae.
GUCUUGCAGUUCUCCACUGUGUGGUGGCAGAUGGGAACACAACCAGAACACCUGAAACCAAUAGCUCUCUCUGUGGAGUUUCUGGGGAAAACUGCACAGUUACAACCCCUAGACAGAAACUGAAAAUCCACUUCUCUCGGUGCCCCAAGCAAUACAAGCAUUACUGCAUCCAUGGGAGAUGCCGCUUCGUGGCUGACGAGCAAACACCCUCCUGCAUCUGUGAGAAAGGCUACUUUGGGGCACGAUGUGAGCGCGUAGACUUGUUUUACCUCCAGCAAGACAGAGGGCAGAUCCUGGUUAUCUGCUUGAUUGCCGUCAUGGUGGUAUUCAUCAUUUUGGUCAUCGGUGUCUGCACCUGCUGUCAUCCUCUUCGGAAACAUCGUAAAAAAAGGAAGGAAGAGAACAGGAAAACUCUGGGUAAAGAUAAAACUCCCAUAAGUGAAGAUAUUCAAGAGACCAAUAUUGCCUAA